Messenger RNA from Chionomys nivalis (European snow vole), 2732 nucleotides. RefSeq names its product cell cycle progression 1 (gene Ccpg1). Gene Ontology annotation, cellular component: membrane. Bases 219 to 2717 code for a protein of 832 amino acids. NCBI's taxonomy places the organism in Eukaryota, Metazoa, Chordata, Mammalia, Rodentia, Cricetidae. The transcript is spliced from 11 exons. The record is from RefSeq and is a predicted model, not a curated record.
CCCGCGAGCAGGUUGUUGUUUUUAUGAGGCGUCACUGGCGUCUGGAACCCGGACGCCGCCACGGUGACAACCGGUGCGGUCAGGCGGAGGAGGCGCUGCCUUCAGAGUUUCUCUGGAGCCCUGACUGAGCUAGAACUCGCUCUGUAUGCCGGGCUGGACUUGAAAUCGGAGUUCCGCUUGCCUCUAACACCUGAAUUCCGGGAUUAAAGACUUGAAAAAUGUCUGAAAAUUCCAGCGACAGUGACUCAUCUUGUGGUUGGACAGUCAUCAAUCAUGAGGGUUCUGAUGUGGAGAUCGUGAAUUCUGCCAGUGACAGCUGUGAACUGAGUCUUGGCAGUUCCUCAUUAGAGCAAGAGGAACUGCAGGUUCUUGAUGUGGGGCCUGGAGGUGAAGCAAACAGCAUGUCAUCCAUGGGAGAUAGCAUGUUGUCAUCAGUGGGAGAAACCAAGUCAACAAUUGAGGUGGAGGAAGCAGCUUCCCCUGAGGACAAUGUGUAUUUCGCAACUACCAGUGAUGAUUCUGAUAUUGUUACACUUGAACCACCUAAACUGGAAGAAAUGGGGAACCAGGAAGAUAUAAUUCUAAAAGAAGCGCCCACCUCAGAAGACUUUAACAUGGGUUCUUCCUCCAGUAGCCAGUACGCCUUCUGCCAGCCAGAACCCGAAAGGUGGUGGGAGAAGCUGUGGAAGAUUCCUGAGUGCCUAAGGGGAUGGGAUGAUCAGCUGAAACUCCGAGUUCCUAGCCAGCUCGCUCUCCAAGUCUUUUCAUCUCAGCCUAGUGAUGAGGAAUCGAGUAGUGAUGAUACCAGUCACAAGCCCAGCCCUGCCCUGAGACGCCGCCGCAACAGGAAAAAGACCGUUUCUAUCUCAGAGUCUGAAGAGCCGCCACUUGCUGAACCAGGAGAUGAAGCCUCCAAGGAGCCGAAUAAACGCCACUUUAGUGGUGGUCUCAACAAGUGUGUAAUUCUGGCCUUGGUGAUUGCUGUCAGCAUGGGAUUUGGACAUUUCUAUGGCACAAUUCAGAUUCAGAAGCGCCAGCAGUCAGUCAGGAAGAUCCACACAGACGAGCUGAUUAACGGGAAAGGUUACCUCUCACAAUGCCAGCAGGAACCAGACUCUUUCCUAGAUUUCAAGUUAUUGAAAGAAAGCCUUGAGAGGUGUUGGACCGGUACUUUGGGAGCGGUUACCUUUGAAACCCAGAAAAAGAAUCUUGCUGCAGAAAACCAGUAUUUACGAAUAUCUCUGGAGAAGAAGGAGAAAGCCCUGUCUUCACUGCAGGAAGAGUUACGGCAACUCAGACAGCAGAUUAGAUUGUUGGAGGAUAAAGGCACAAGUACCCAGUUAGUUAAGGAGAACCAGGUUCUUAAGGAGUGCUUAGAAGUGGAGAAACAGAAGACAAAGAGUUUCGUUAAUGAAAGGGAGACUCUGUUAGAGGAAGCAAAGAUGUUGAAGAGGGACCUGGAGAGAGAACAGCUUACAGCUAUGGCUCUGCGGGCAGAACUUGAGCAGCUAGUCCCUUGCCAGGCACAGGAGCGCGCAGAUUGUCCUAGUGUGCGGACUGCAGAGAAGGAAGUCGUGUUGUUACAGCAGAGACUCGCGGCAUUGGAGCAGAAGCUGACCUUUGAGCAGCAGCGCUCUGACUUGUGGGAAAGACUGUAUGUUGAGGCGAAAGAUCAGAAUGGGAAGUCAGAGACCGAAGGGAGGAAGAGAGGAAGCAAAGGAAACCAAAGGGCUAAGAGCAAGUCGAAGGAUACAUUCCUGGGGACAGUUAAAGAGACGUUUGAUGCUAUGAAAAAUUCUACCAAGGAGUUCGUGAGGCACCAUAAAGAGAAAAUCAAACAGGCCAAAGAAGCUGUGAAGGAAAAUCUGAAGAAGUUCUCAGAUUCAGUCAAGUCCACUUUUCGACAUUUCAAAGAUACCACCAAGAACAUCUUUGAUGAGAAGGGCAGUAAGAGAUCUGGGGCUUCAAAAGAAGCAGGAACCGAAAAGCCAAGAACAGCUUAUGGUUAUUCUUCGUACUCACUGCACGAGGUACUGAACCAGAACCAGAAUGGCAGAGGCCCUUCUGCACAGAGGGAUGGAGGGAGAGAAAAGCCCAGUCACUCAGAAGAAAUUAGAAAAAAUGCAAAUUCAUACACGUUCAAGGACAAGUUUGAUUGCAAGGACACCCAUUCCACCAGAAGGGGUUGUUCGGGUAUGCUUGAAUGUGCCGGGCAAGAAUCUGCUAGCCCUAUUAAUGCAGCGAGUCCUGUCAGGAUGAAUGACUUCAGAGAGCUGAUUCAGUGGUACUUACUGAAUGAGCUGGGCACUUUUCACCACUGGAAAGAACUGGAUCAGUUCAUCAGUCCGUAUUUCCCGGAUGGUGUCUUUAGACAAGACCAGAAGCUCUUCGCCCACUUUGUUGGUGCCGUGAAAUGCUACCUUAAGGGAAUAAAGGAGUAUCACGUAGAGGAUGACCGUUUGCAGAAGUUAGACGAAUACAUAUAUAGACACUUUGGGCACAAUUUCGCCCUUCCAUUCGGACCCAGUCGACCUGAUAAAAAGCAACGUAUGGUAAAUAUUGAAAACUCCAGGCACCGAAAACAAGAGCAGAAGCACCUUCAUCCACAGCCUUAUAAAAGGGAAGGUAAAUGGCAUAAAUACAGUCGCACUAAUGGAAGACACACAGCAAACCUUGAGAUAGAACUGGGGCGGUUACCUUUUGAUCAUAAAUACUGAUUCAUGGUUAAAUUA